AUUUUACAGGGGGAUUAACAAGACUUUUUAUACUCAUUUAGCUGAAACAAAUCUAACAAAAACAAAAUGCCUCUAAGUGCAGACAUAUCUACAGCUCUUCAUUUAUUGGAGCAUGUUCAAGAAAGAGUGGAAGAUUGCAAUGAUCCUAAACUACAAAUGCAUACAACUCAAGAUAUAAAAUCUUUAAUUUCUCUUCUUGAAGAUCCUGUAUUCCGUAGCAUAGUGACAAUCCAAGAUUCUUUGAUCGAACUAAACUCUCAACUGGGACAACAUCCAUCUAUUAUCCCUGGAGAUUUUGACAUUAAUAUCAGUGGACAACUGGAACUUUCUGUUCCCAGUACACCAGUGCAACCACUUGGAUCAAAUGUAUAUCAAGAUUUAUAUCAAGAUAGUAGUGAAUUAGAAGAUCAAAGGGUUCCAGUUGUUCCAUUGGUGCAUAGUAGCAGUGAAGAUACUAGCGCUCAGGUUACAAGCCCAAGUCUUGUAUCAGAGGUUAUGGGAAUGCCCCCAAUUACAACAACGACAUAUGUUAAAGAAUUCAAGAAAGUUAUUGAAGCUGCAGCAAGAGGGCGUCAGAUAUUUACUGUGCAGUUGUAUAAACCAGAAGGUACCAGUCUGGGAUUCAGUGUGGUUGGUCUUCGCAGUAAGGAUAAAGGAGAGCUGGGUAUAUUCUUGCAGGAGAUACAACCAAAUGGGAUAGCUGGUUGUGAUGGCCGACUGGUAGAGGGAGAUCAGAUAUUGGCGAUAGAUGGACAACCACUAGACUCGAACAUCUCUCAUGAGCAGGCAAUCUCGAUCCUUCAGAAGGCACGUGGUCUGGUUGAGUUGGUCGUAGCAAGAAGCGCCCAAGACGUUGGGAGCUCUUUGCCGACGGAUGAGUUGUCCGGGGCCUCGAGUUCGACAGCGGCCGCGGGAGCAGGUGUGUCCAUCAUCGGCGGCGUUGUCGGCGGGACGACGAACCAGGCUAGCUCCGACAAGGAUCAAUCGGUGUCCACGUCGUCCGUCGUCACACCAGCACCGACCCCGAAGUCCAGCCAGCCUGCGAGCACCACCUCGGCGGCUACACCGACCCCGACACCGCCGACCUCAACCCCGGUACCUGGAGGUCUCGUUGUCGAAAGGAGCCCCUCCGCCGUCAGCGACGCCUCCAAGAGUGGCUCUGACAUGGUGCUGAACACGGAAUGGGCUCAAGUUGAAGUUAUAAAUCUGAUCAACGAUGGCAGCGGUCUUGGAUUCGGAAUCGUCGGUGGACGAAGCACCGGUGUUGUCGUCAAGACGAUACUUCCGGGAGGUGUCGCCGAUCGAGAUAAUCGGCUGCAAAGCGGGGACCAUAUAUUGCAAAUCGGAGAUGUCAAUCUGCGGGGAAUGGGAAGUGAACAGGUUGCGGCAGUUCUGCGACAAUCCGGCACACAUGUGCGGCUCGUUGUCGCGCGACCUGUGGAACCAACGUCGCCGGAUUACCAGGCACUCGGCAGCCACGCUCCGAUCGUACCGACGAAGAUUCUGGGUGACCCCGACGAGCUGGACCGCCACCUGGUGCACGGCGUGCCGGAGACGCACAGCAUGCGCCACGUGCAGCCGGACAACGCGUACGACAAUGGCUACAUGUACUCUCAGGAAUCCGACGUCGAGAUGCACGCAAGACCAGGUCUCAUCAUGGACGUAGUACGCAAUCCAAUGCCAAUUGGAGCGAUGCCAGUGAUACCGACGGUUCCGGUGCAGAUCCCGGAGCUUCCGGUGCUCACUAUGGACACCAUUGAUGUUAAUUCACUGCCAGAAAUGGAACGGUUCACCGUCGAGCUUAAGAAGGACAUUUACGGCCUCGGGAUCACCAUCGCUGGAUACGUGUGCGAGAAAGAGGAGCUCUCUGGUAUCUUCGUGAAGAGCAUCAGCGAGGGCAGUGCUGCGGAUCUGAGCAACAAGAUCCAAAUAAACGAUAGAAUAGUGGAGGUGGACGGUCAUUCUUUACAGGGUUACUCAAAUCACGAGGCCGUCGAGGUAUUAAGACGCACUGGACAAACGGUUGUCCUAUGCUUGGAGAGAUAUCUACGUGGACCAAAGUACGAUCAGCUUCAACAAGCAAUUGCGGCCAGUGAACUGAGACUACCUCAACCGAGCUCUCCAUCAAUCACCAGUUUGCCAAGCUUUCCAAUUAGCGCGGAUGGGGAAACUACCACUGAAAUAGAACCAGAAGGAGAGUCUCACACCACUGUGGACAGCGCAGUUCUCCAAGAGGGUGAGCGCGAAAGAGCCUCAGAGGAAUUUGACGACGCGGCCAAUGUGGAAGCUCUGCUGAGCGACCCAUCCAGCGAGCUUACGCCUCAGAUUCGUGCCGCCAUUAAGGCCAAAUGGCAGAAGAUCGUGGGCCCAGACACGGAAAUUGUGGUAGCACAAUUGAAGAAGUUCGCAGAAGGCAGUGGUCUUGGAAUAAGCCUGGAAGGGACGGUGGACGUGGAGAACGGGCAGGAAGUGCGACCGCAUCAUUACAUACGAUCGAUCCUUCCGGAAGGACCCGUAGGACAAAAUGGAACGCUACGUUCCGGGGACGAAUUGCUGGAGGUGAACGGCUAUCGACUACUCGGCAUCAACCAUAUGGAAGUAGUUAGCGUGCUAAAGGAAUUACCCAUACACGUUCGAAUGGUAUGCGGAAGGAAUAUCGCCUCACAGGAUCCCCUGUGCCCCAUUGAUACUGCUCAACACCAGGCUGCGUUUCAAACCAGAAGCAUCCUUGGAGGAUCACUACAGAAUUUAUUGCCAACGAUGGACCGUCUGGUAAAGGCCAAGUCUGAUGGCUCUUUGGCGUCAACGACGACCACAGCCACGGUGACUGAUGCUAGCUUGAAUAAGAUGAAGUCACGAUCUCUGGAACCGUUGACAGGUCUAGCAAUGUGGAGCUCCGAGCCGCAGAUAAUAGAACUGGUAAAGGGAGAACGGGGCCUUGGGUUCUCCAUUUUGGAUUAUCAGGAUCCAAUGAACCCCAAUGAGACUGUGAUAGUAAUAAGAUCGCUGGUACCCGGUGGCGUGGCUCAGGUGGAUGGCCAACUGAUACCUGGCGAUCGUCUUCUAUUCGUCAACGAUAUAGCCCUGGAGAACGCGACGCUGGACCAGGCUGUGCAGGCACUGAAAGGCGCCCCUAAAGGCACCGUACGCAUCGGCGUGGCGAAACCUUUGCCCAUUCCAGACAGUAUUGUCCAGAGGGUGCCGCCGAUUUGCCCCGUGAGACGCAGCAAAAGCUUCCCCAACGAAAGCGAAACGACAGAUCACGCAGCCGAGCUCGAGGACUUCCUCUCCUCCAGAUCAGGCGUGACAGAGCUCUCUAUGGACAAGCCGGAGUCCGAAGAAGAAGAGGACCACUGGAAGGACGCAUCUCCUGUCACGCCCACCUGCAGUCCAACGAAACAUCCACCCAAGCCUCCUCAGGCAGACAAACCUGUAAAAACCGUGGAAGUCGAGGUACACGACUUCCAGCCGACCAGUCCUCUGGAAGGAAAAGACGUCAUCAUAAUUGACAGCGGUGCCACACCGCCUAGCAAGAAGAUGGCGAUGAAGUACAACCAAGAAGUGACCACUGGCGUGGAGAAAGUAGCCCCUAAGGUGAAAUUAAAGAGAGAACCAGUGAUAGAAGUGGGCGAGUCAUCGCAGAAAGUGCCUGAAACCACGAGUCAGCCAUCGACGUCCACUGAGAAGCGUGCAGACUCUGACAAGAGAAGAACCCUCAGGCGAAUGGACUCGGAGGAACGCAUGUCCGUGUCGAAAGAGGCAGUGAGCAAGGGUGACAUGGCCGAGAAGGGUGCUAAGAAGAAGAUCUUGAAGAGGAAGGAGCACGAUCGAAGAUCCUCUAGGAGAAAAAUAGACGAAGAGGAAGAACCGUUCGAAGAAGCUUCCAGAAUGGAGUUCGAAGACUCCAGAAGAAGAAAGGACAUGGAAGACGCACCGAUCAGGUCCAGGGAAGAGAGGAAGAGCCUCAGGGAACAGGAGUGUAUCGAAAGAGUGACGGAAUUCCUGACGAAGCACAGUGUGCUGACCUAUUCUGACAUGGCUCUUGGCAUCGAGCAGGACCUGGACAUGCAACAGCCUCUGGAUAUCAAGGAACAACGAAUCACACGUCCAUCUAGUCUUAUAGAGCCUCAGGAGGAACCCCUUCAAGCUGUCUUAAAGGAAGAACCAGUAGCAAGAACGAAAAGAGAGCCUAUAAAGAGGUCAGAGGAGCUUGUCAAGACACCCUCUUCGGUGGAAUCAGAGAAGUAUGUACCUGCAGCAGUUAAGAUGACUGUUGUGACGCCAGACAAGCCUCCAGGUGGCAGUGAAGAGGUUAAAACGUCAGUGACGAGUCCAGAGAUAGAGGUCCCCACGACCAAACGCAGGAGUUCGAUGAGAAAGAGACCUGGAGCCUUCUCUAGGGAGUCUUCCAGGGAAUCCUUGCUGGAUGACACGAAGAAGGAAGUCAGGAUACAGGAGAACGUCGAGGAAAUCUUCUUUGAAGACACCAGUGAACAGAUCUCCGGAGUCCUACCCGAGGUGCAGCUGGUGAAGGCUAGAAUCAUCACUGCUGAGGAAGCAGCUGCCAAUAGGGUAGAGGAACCGAUGAAAAUCGAGAUUCACUCGCCACCAGAGGUAGUAGUAGUCUCUGAUUCUGUUAGAGUAAAGACUGGAAGGGUUCCUUCUCCGGAAACCGUGGACAUGUCUCAGCUGCACUCGCUCAGUCUAGCCAAGUCCACGUCCGAGAAUACUUUAGUUGACACCGGUGACAGGAUCGGUGAGAAGAAUAAGAUUUCCGAGAGGAACCUCAAGGCUGAGAUCCUCUUGGACUUGUCCAAGGUCUCGGACAUGGGUGACGACGAGGAAUCCAUCGAUGGAGAGAAGAAGGAGAAGAGACUGACCAGGACUGGCAGCGAGGGCUCGAAGAGGCCCGGAUCGAAGGGCCAGAUCAGGGCGAAGGAACGAAGUGAGUUUAAGAUUGGAAGCCUGGCGCAACCGGAUGAACCGGAACUGACCAUCCUGUUGGAGAACGCGGGGGUAGAGAGGAGGAGGAACGUUGACGAUGACAGGGAUAGCUUGGUGGAUUAUGGCGUGGAGAAAGUGAUCAGAAGGCCAGGGGACCCGGAGGCGGAGGCUGGCUCGAGGCUAGCAGCUGACCAGGAAGUCGAGCUUCCUUCGAAGAAGCCCCACGAGCAAGACCACAGGCACGAGGAACUCGCGGAACUUCGCUUGGAGGAGGAUCGAAGAGACUGGAGACCGGACGCCAGGGAUUAUGACAGGUCCCUGUGGCAGCAGAGACGUCCACUGCUGGAAGAGGCAGUCCCUUUCAGGCCGGAUGAGGACAACAGCCUGAUCAGCAAGGAGCACUCGUUGGAAUAUCAGAGCCAGACCCUAGAGAGCCAACAGUCCGAGCACCUACUGCUCUCAGCUUCCUUGGAGAGUCUCCUGAGGACGGUUCCGGAUAGCUGGUCCGGUCAGCAGCUUGACAGAAGCGUCGCGGAAUCGGAGCGUAGCUUCAAGGAGACCCAGUACUCACCCAAAGAGAAGCGCGACGCGGAGACACAGACCGAGCAGGAGACAAAGAGCACUCAGUGCAGUCCUGAGCAGAGCAUCGUCAGUCCCUCUGAGUUGUCCACUGAGAGUCCUCUGUACAUCGCGAGGAAAUACUACCAGAGUCCACGGAGAGAGGUGCAGACUCAGACUCAGGGGGAGAGCAAGAGUGUCCAGUGCUGUUUGGACGAGCUAGGUAGCCUUUCUAGGGCGUCAGACUUUGGUGAUUCCUUCGACAGUCCGUCUAGGUCCGAGAGGAGCUACGUGAAGGAGUCUAAGAGCAUCCAGUGCAUCCCUGCUGACAUUCCGAGUAGCCUUGGCAAGGUUGCAGACAGUGCAGCUCUAUCGUUGGAUCAGGACAGGCCUUUCCGAAGUCCACGGAGGGAAGUCGAGGUCCAGACGUAUCAGGAGUCGAAAGCGAUCCAGUGUAGCGAUGAUGAGCUUCUAGAAGAGCUCGGUGGACCGGUCAGUCAGUCGGAAGCUGUCAGACACCAGAGGGCUGAGAGUUCUGGCUCGUCGAGUUGCGGUGGUUCGCCUUGCAAGCUUCCAACACUGGUGUUCGUGGAGGAACGGGCAGACAUGACGGUCACGCAACGGGAUCACGACGGGAACGUGAGCUGGUCGAAGCAUUGGGGCCCCGGGAGGCUGGUGGAGAUCUACAGGGAGCCGAAAACCAGCCUGGGUCUGAGCAUCGUCGGUGGAAAGGUCGACCUGCACAAUGGCAGCUCCAGUAAGUCACAGAACAUAUCCGGGAUAUUCAUAAAGAACGUGUUGCCGAAUAGUCCCGCCGGAAGGACCGGCGAGCUGAAGAUCGGGGACCGCAUAAUCGAGGUCGAUGGCGUGGACCUGCGACACAGCACGCAUGAACAGGCGGUGGAGGUCAUCCAAGCCGCCGGAAAUCCUGUCUGCCUCCUCGUCCAGUCCCUGGUGCAUCUGAACAGCGAGCAGGACGGGGAGGGGGAGGAGGCGAGCAGACAAGGAAAAAAGCAGAACGUCAGAAGUCGAUUACCCGGAACACCCACAGCAUCCUUUCGUCAGAAGGCUUCGCCAGUCUCGCCCGUCAGGUCCAGCACGCCGGAAGUGACACAGGGAGGAACCGAAGACGGAGAGAAGCAAAGUAGUUCAAGAUCAGAUUUUAGGAGACAAAGUACAAGACCUUCAGAUGGCGCGGGAUCCAGCGUGCGAAGAUCCUCCAUGAAAAAGUCGAUUCGCAAGAAGGCGCCAUCACCGCCUUCAAAUCCUGGCAUACUGCGAGAAGUGAGCGAGGAGAAGGAGGAUGCGCCGAAACCGGAAGAGCCGCCAAGGCGGAAGUAUUCCUCAGACGAGAGCUCGGAGGAAGACACGCGGGAGCUCGAGGGUAACGUGUACACCAAGGCUGGCAUGGAGAUAUCGAGAAAAAGCGCCGGGAAUGUGAAACGCACGAAAGCGGAAAUUGACGCGGAUCCGGAGCAGGAGGACGAGUUUGGUUACACGAGUAUGAAAAUUCAGAAGAAAUACCAUUCGAUGGGACACAAGGUGAUGCUAGUGAAGGUAGAAAAGGACAGGCGCGGCUUGGGUAUCUCAUUGGCGGGACACAGGGAUCGAAACCGGAUGGCAGUGUUCGUAUGUGGCCUUAAUCCAAAGGGGGCAGCUCACAAAACUGGCGAGAUUUCCGUUGGCGACGAGAUACUCGAGGUCAAUGGCUGCGUUCUACAAGGACGGUGUCACUUGAAUGCAUCUGCCAUAAUUAAAGGAAUGGCUGGCACCUGUUUCAAAAUUGUUGUCCUACGGAGGAGCGCCGCUCUUGAUGACAUCGCUGUCAAACCAAUUGUUCAAUUUCCUCCUACACUGGACGAUUCCGACAUGUUCAGCCAAUACAAAGGAGUCCGUAACAUAUCAGUGAAAAAGGGCCAGUACGGUUUGGGCAUAAUGAUCAUCGAGGGAAAGCACGCAGAGGUCGGCCAAGGUAUAUUCAUCUCAGACAUCCAAGAAGGCAGCGCCGCUGAGCAGGCUGGUUUGCAAGUGGGUGACAUGAUCCUCGCUGUCAACUUGGAUUGUUUGCUGGGCUCUACUUACGACGAGGCUACGAGUCUUUUGAAGAAAGCAGAGGGUGUUGUGACGCUCACAGUGUGCAACCCUAAUCAGAGCAAAGUGGCGAAAGAAGAGGAGGAUAAGGCGAAAGGCAUUGUUCCUGAGCCUCAACCUGUGGCACCCAAGGAGCCAGAGAAGCCACCAGAACCAGAGGCACCUCAGGAUCCAAAAGAUUGCAAAAUCGUGACUGGCAAAGAUACAACGAUAGAGUUCCAGAAAGACAAAGAUAAAGGCAUUGGCUUCAUCAUAGCUGGUGGUUCUGACACGCCACUGAAAGGAGUGUUCAUCGUCGAGGUGUUUCCUGACGGAGCAGCUCACAAAGAUGGCAGAUUACAAGCUGGAGACCAGAUACUCGACAUGUGUAAUCAGCCUUUCAAAGAGAUGGAGCAUGACAAAGCUCAUGCUGCAGUGUUGAAAGCUUCAGGAACUAUCACAAUGGUGGUUCAUCGACAUGAGAAAGGAGAAGAGGAAAUCGAGGUGGAAUUACAGAAGAAGUCAGGCAAAGGAGCUGGUCUCUGUUUGACAGGAUACAAGAGUGGAAAAGGAGCAUAUGUCUCAGACCUGUUGCCUGGUGGUAGCGCCUUGGAAAGCGGAAAGAUCUGCAAAGGCGACCGAGUGGUGGCAGUUGGUGGCCAAGAUGUUCGCGAGGCACCUGUAGAGGAUAUCGCGGUUCACGUGAAAGUUUCCAAUCCGGUGCAAUUGAAAUUGACAAGGUUCAAGUCUGCUAAGCAAUGACAGGGUUCUGCAGGCGGAACUCCAAAAGCAAGAAUUCGGGCGGCAAUUCCCAUCAGACACCAUGGACUCUAGUGUGAUAUAACUGACUAUACCAAAGUAACUAUAAAUACCGUUUACCGCAUAAGUAACGCUAAUUCUAGAAGAACAAACGACGAGAAACCAAAGAACGCGAUCCAAAUGCAAUCGAGAACUCUGCAUAACCGAUCGGGAAAUUUCGUCACGCGUUUAGCUAAGAUUCCUUCGGAUUCAAGACGUUUCCAAUGUCACACGCGAUUUUAUAGCAGAAACAGCCCUGUCUCGAAUACCAAGUCGACAAGUCUGUACGUCGAUAUCGGCCAUCGUCAUGAUUCCGUCUGCGAACAUCCGACGUGUAGUCGAUUCGAAUAUUCGCGACACCCGUUAUAUACACUUAUUAGAAUUAACGACACAGAGUAUUUAUGCAGUUAGAGCGUCAUUAUAUUGUAAUAGCCACGUGGACGUAUAUCACGGUGAACGUUUCGUGAAAGAGGUCGAAACUCGAGAAAAAGUUUUAAUAUUCGAGAUAAUCUGAUCGAUUUCAAGAUGGAGGUCAGAUGGAAUCGAUCCACCCAUCUUUCUCGAGCUACCUUCCCUUUUAACGAAAAGAUUGGUAAAGCAAGAUUGGAAAUAAUAAACAAAACAAUUGGACAGAUUCGACAGAAAUUCCAGGCAAUUGAUCGAUUUUUGAAAAUUCAAGGAGAGGGUGAGAAUAAUUUCAAAAAUAUCAGCGAGUUGCGGGAAAAUAUUUUUCUUCCCAAUUUCACUCUGAAAGGAGUAAUAAGUUGAGAUUAA
Eufriesea mexicana is the source of this 9144-nucleotide messenger RNA. RefSeq lists its product as uncharacterized. Lineage: Eukaryota; Metazoa; Arthropoda; Insecta; Hymenoptera; Apidae. The transcript has 37 exons. Gene Ontology annotation, molecular function: protein binding. The record is from RefSeq and is a predicted model, not a curated record. The coding region runs from base 67 to 8334 and encodes 2755 amino acids.